AUGAGUAUCGCAUCUUUGAUCGACGAACCUCCUUUCCAGGUUCCCGCACAACCUUGGACCAAUGUCACGACUGAUGACAACGCCGUCUCUCAUCUCAUAUCCGCAUACUUCACCUGGCAAUAUCACCAAUAUCCCUCGGUGGUUCCUGACAUCCUCGUGAGGGAAAUGAAUGCACAAGAUACAUCUAGCCAAUUGUGCUCUUCCCUCUUGGUCAACACUAUACUGUUCAAUGCAUGCAUGUACACCGACCACGUAUGCGCCUUUGCCAAUCCAGGUGAUCCAUCCACCAGAGGCCUCCAUUACCUGGAAGAGGCGAUGAGGUUGUGGAAUCUCGAGGAAGGAAGUGUUUCCUUAACGACUCAUCAGGCCUUGCCCUCGAUGAUGGCCGGUCGAUUAUCCGCUCUGACGACAGAGCUGAUUAUGAAGGUCAAAGCAAGUAAGAGGCAGGGCAAAACCGAGUUCACUUCAGACGAUUUUCAACGCUCAUACCGCUCAUCUAUAUGGGCGUCUUACAACAUCCGGAUGGAGCUCGCUUUAGCUUAUCGAAGAUCUUCGGAACUUCAAAAACCUCAGGUGAAGCGUCCGUUUGUAGAUAACGAAUUACAGUACCAGACGGUAUGGAGACCAUAUCCCGACUUGGGUCCUGAAGCCCCCUUAUGCCAGUUCGUGAUUAACGACGCAAGAUUCGAUCUCUCCGAGAUCACAGCCGAGCUAGUACCGUUGUCACUCAGUGGAGAUCCUCAAGAUAGCCCUUCGCCUGGCCAUAUCAUCUUGGACAAAGCGGAAAAGCAGGUCCGCUUGGGUGAGGUUGAGGCAAGGUUGCUGACGUGGCAGCGAUCUUUACCACCGGGCACAAGGAUUGAAGACGCAUUAGGGGCAUAUGCAACUAGUCCUUUGGUGGAUCUUCAUCUAGCCUACUAUUCCCGCUACAUUAACAUCCAAAGCAUUCUCCUUCAUGAUACGGACAUUCAUGAUGCGAAGAAGCCAGGAGUUGAGGAGAAGCUGAUACAGUCUUGUAAAACCGUUGCCGAUUUGUGUAUGACUUGCUUCGCACCGGUUCAUGUGCAAACAGCAGCCCUGGCCGCCUAUAGCCUGAUGGAUCUUCUAACCAGAGCUGAAGUCCGCGAUAGCUUCCAUGUCAUGAUUGUAGCACUGAGUGGCUCGUCGCGCCGAUGGCCUCUAGUUCGGGGGAUUCUGAAAGUUCUUUGGCAUACAUUACAGGAACGGAAGCUUGACGCAUGCUUAGCUGAAGCAACAGUGACUCUUUUGAAGCUUAGUGCAGUCGACAAUUGGGGGCUACAAGAUCAUCGUCUAUUCGAAGGUUCAGCAUAUCCGAACAUAAGUGUCGCGAAUGAAAAGGGACUUGAGUUCGCGGAGAUGAGCGAUCUACUACAUCAAUAUUCGCUCCUUAACACAGAUGAUGACACUGAGGUAUCGAUCAAGUAG
Lithohypha guttulata is the source of this 1446-nucleotide messenger RNA. RefSeq lists its product as uncharacterized. Lineage: Eukaryota; Fungi; Ascomycota; Eurotiomycetes; Chaetothyriales; Trichomeriaceae. Bases 1 to 1446 code for a protein of 481 amino acids. The transcript is spliced from 5 exons. The record is from RefSeq and is a predicted model, not a curated record.